Leguminivora glycinivorella is the source of this 2234-nucleotide messenger RNA. RefSeq names its product isocitrate dehydrogenase [NAD] subunit beta, mitochondrial (gene Idh3b). The record is from RefSeq and is a predicted model, not a curated record. Gene Ontology annotation, cellular component: mitochondrion. Gene Ontology annotation, molecular function: NAD binding; magnesium ion binding; oxidoreductase activity, acting on the CH-OH group of donors, NAD or NADP as acceptor. The transcript has 10 exons. Gene Ontology annotation, biological process: tricarboxylic acid cycle; isocitrate metabolic process. NCBI's taxonomy places the organism in Eukaryota, Metazoa, Arthropoda, Insecta, Lepidoptera, Tortricidae. Bases 116 to 1279 code for a protein of 387 amino acids.
UGUCACUUUACGUGUAACGAAACUCCUCGAAGUUACGUCUUUGGCGAGCAAAGACGUUCCAAAAAUACUUUUUCCUCAAAAAUAGCCUUUAGUGAGGUUUUAAUUGCUACAAACUAUGUCCCUAAUCAGCAGAAAUAUUAUCCGUACCCUAGUGCAGGGGUCCCAGCUCGCGGGCAAAGGUCUGCAUACCACGAGUGCGGUAAACGCCGACAAAAACGUAUGUUUUGCGCCAUAUUCCAUCAGCUCCCUGAGCAAAGAGGGUCGCAUUAAGUGCACCCUCAUCCCCGGAGAUGGCGUUGGUCCCGAGCUGGUCUACUCUGUGCAGGAGGUGUUUAAGGCGGCCGGUAUCCCCGUGGACUUUGAGUCGUUCUUCUUCUCCGAAGUAAACCCGACGCUGAGCGCUCCGCUAGAAGAUGUCGUCAACUCCAUCGCUCGCAACAAGAUCUGCAUUAAGGGUAUCCUGGCCACCCCGGAUUUCUCCCACACCGGCGAGCUGCAGACCCUCAACAUGAAGCUGCGUAACGCUCUCGACUUGUACGCUAACGUCGUGCACGUCAAGUCGCUACCGAACGUCAACUGCCGUCACAAGGACGUGGAUUGCAUCAUCAUCCGAGAGCAGACCGAGGGUGAAUACUCUGCCUUGGAGCAUGAGUCUGUACCUGGAGUGGUCGAGUGCCUUAAGAUCAUCACAGCCGUCAAAUCCGAUCGCAUCGCCAAGUUUGCCUUCGACUAUGCCGUCAAAAUGGGCCGCAAGAAGGUUACAGCUGUCCACAAGGCUAACAUCAUGAAGCUUGGUGACGGUACCUUCUUGAGGAGUUGCGAACAGAUGGCAAAACUGUACCCCCGCAUCGAGUUCGAGAAAAUGAUCGUGGACAACUGCACGAUGCAGAUGGUGUCGAACCCGAACCAGUUCGACGUGAUGGUGACGCCCAACCUGUACGGCAACAUCGUGGACAACCUGGCCAGCGGGCUCGUGGGCGGCGCGGGCGUUGUAGCCGGAGCGUCUUAUAGCCCCGAGUGUGUCGUGUUCGAACAGGGCGCCCGCCACAUCUUCUCCGGGGCUGUGGGCAAGAACAUCGCCAACCCGUGCGCCAUGCUGCUCUGCUCCGCGAACCUCCUCGCCCACGUUAACCUGCACUCGUACUCCAAGAUGAUCAAGAACGCCAUCAACAAGGUUCUCAUGGACGGCAAGGUCAGAACGAAGGACCUCGGCGGCCAGUCCACCACCAAAGACUUCACCUAUGCCAUCAUCCACAGCCUCACGCCACCGCCGCAGUAAAAUCUUACAUUUCAUGUUUCCCAACUAUUGUCAAAUCAAGUCUUGCAGAAAUUGCUAUCGAAUCCGGCUGUAUCCGCCACUUUUAGGAGCUACAGGGUUCAACCGGUCCAGCCAGUUACGGCCGAAAUCCGGUUUACAAUCCGUACUUUCAACCUAACAUAAAUAAGGAGCGUAACUUUUCCAGCAAUUUCGGCAACACGGUAGAAAUUAAGGAAUUCAUACAUGUGUUUUCUAGGUAAAUGAUCAAUUAAAGCUCAUUUUACUGCUAUUAAUCCUAAUUAACUAUUCCAGCUGAAUACGACAUGUAUAUUUAACGCGACAAUGCUGCACCAAAAUUGCUGGAAAAGUUAUGUCUGAUUAUAAGAGUGCUUGGUUGAAGUAGUUUACAGAUAUCGCAAGCAUAGGUUUUUUUUAUCACAGAAUUUUCUGGAGGCUAGCCUAAUUCCAUGGGACAUUUUAAAGGGAAUUAUAUGCUGGCGCUUGAAUAGUUCUUACUGAAAUCACUGUCAAAUAUGAUGCCGGAUAGUAUUUAAUAGUUUAUAGAAUACAAAUAACCGCCUAGAAUUUCAUUUGACAGUGGUUUUCGAUAGGUAAAUGAUGAAGAAUAUUUAGGUAUGUAAAAUUUGAGAUGAAAAUGAAUAAAUGGAAAAUAAUACAGCUUUCAACUGUUUAGUAGAUACGCCCAAGAUAUUUAAAACUUGGCAAUUGACAAUAAUAUAAGUCUUGAUUAUUUGACAAUGUUGAGAAACAUUUAUUGGCCAAAUAACUUUUUCACUUAAGUUAGGUUCAAGUAGUACAAUUCCCAUUCGAAUCUAAAUGCAAUAAUUGUAAGGAUAAUUUAUUUAUAUUUAUUUAUGAUUGAAUCAGACAGCGGAAUAUUCACCAGUAUUGUAUUAAGUAUUGAAAUCAGUUACCAUUGUAAAUAAUAGGUAAAUAAAACUAAUAAAAUAUAUUG